Molecule: messenger RNA, 1393 nt
Organism: Meloidogyne enterolobii
Lineage: Eukaryota; Metazoa; Nematoda; Chromadorea; Rhabditida; Meloidogynidae
Source: the annotation of a GenBank genome assembly
UUUAAAAAAAUAUUUUUUAGAAUUAAAAAAUAAAAUGGAAGAAUUCCCUGUAAUUGCCCACCGUCCUUCCUCAUUCCUUAGAUUUUCGGCAUCUUUCUUUAAAUUUCCUGUUUUCUUUCGACGUUCAAGAGGUAGUUCAACAAGAAGCAGCCCUAUAUCCAGGUUUUUCUUUAAAUUAAGAACAACAAAUUUAUUUUCAAGAUUAAUAAGUCCAAGAGAAACUCCCUCAACAAGUUCUAUAUCUCCAAUGGUUGAAUCAGUAACAAGUUUGCCAACUGUAUUAAAUGGUAGUUUGUUAACAGCUUCAGAUAGUACUCGACAUAAACCUCUGCUUAGACCAGAAGAAAUUAAAUUGGUUGCACAGACAUUGAAAAAGUUGAGAAGAGGAUUAUUUUAUAAAAUUAAUUUUUUAAAAAUAUUUUGUAGAGCCCUUCAAACAGUUGAUUUUGGAAAUGAAAUUGUUAUUCGACUUUUAAAUGAUAAAAGAUCUCUAUACAAAAGUUUAUUGGCUAGAUGUGCACCACAAGCACACGAAAUUGAAGUUUUUGAUGUUCAAAGUUUAGCACGUUUUUGUCCGAGAGCUGUGCAAGUUGGGAAUGGAGUUACUCGAUUUUUUGAACGUAUAGUAAUUGCUUUAGAAGAUGAAUAUCAAAAUAUAAUAGAAUUGGAAGAAAAAUUAGCAGAAAUGUGUAGAGCUAAUGGACAAAUGCAUUACAGAAUGAAAGUUUGGUUUCAGGCAGAAAAUUGGUUAUGUGUUAAACAUUCUGUUGUUGAUACUGUUUUAAUGGCUAAUUCUAAUUUAAAAAGGGGGAAACAAAUUUUUGCUAGAAGUGCUGGAGAUCUUUAUGGACUUACAAAACAAAAAAAUUGGUUAAAUUGUGUUGAGACUUUGGAACACUGUAAAAAUGAAAAACAUUCAAUUGGGGUAGUUUGGAUGAAAUUAAUGCAAGCAGUUAUUGCUUGGAUGAAACAGGGAUUUCUUGAGGCAGCAAUGUCUAGCAAAGAAGAACAUGAUGAAGAACUUUAAAAACAAAAAUCUCAUAUUUAAUUUAAAGGAAUUUUCUAAAAAGAAGGAAAAAACAUCAUUUUAUAAAUAAUUAAUAGAAAUAUAUUUUUGUAAAUUAAAAUUUAAUUUCCCAUAAAAAAGCUUUUUACUUAAAAAUAAAUAUUUAAAGUAUUUUUUGGGAAAAUUGUUUUUUUUGUUAAAAAAUGCAGGGAUUUUUUAUUUUAUUUUACAUAACUUAAAUUCGUUUUAUUUUUGGUUGGGGAAUUUAGCUGCUAUUGUUAAACAAAAUUGGGGGUUUUUAGUUGAAAAUAAUAUUGGAAGGAAAAUCUUGGAAAUUUUUUUUGGAAUUUUGGUAGUUGGUUUUGGAACUGGUUGGAUUAUAUCCUU